Molecule: messenger RNA, 3352 nt
Organism: Neolamprologus brichardi
Lineage: Eukaryota; Metazoa; Chordata; Actinopteri; Cichliformes; Cichlidae
Source: RefSeq, a predicted model, not a curated record
AUCUGAUUAGUCGACUAAUCACAAAAUUAAUCGGUGACUAGUGACUAUCAAAAUAAUCGUUUGUGGCAGCCCUAUUAUCCAUCCAUAUCAGUGCAUUAUGGAAUACGGAGCAUGACGCAGGAAAAUCCUGGAAUGGUUGGGAUUAUGUGGCUCCCAGCACGGUCUGCAGCGCCACAGUGUUGUUGAAAUCACAGCUUCCUUCGUGUCCUCCUGUGUGACUUGCUGUCAUCCAAUCAGACGCUUAGCUGCGUGCUUAAAUCUGGAUCCAUCUCAAAGUCACAUUUAGAGUCAACAGCACAGCUACCAGUGAAACAACUGUUACACAUAAUCUGCACACUUGUCUGUCACACUGCCUGUUUGUGUGUCUGUGUGGAUUUGCAGCCCAGUGAUGGAGGUGCCCACCGACGGUCCUUUAUCAGAAGAGCAAGCUCGCUUAUACUUCAGAGACGUUAUCCUGGGUAUCGAAUACUUGCACUACCAGAAGAUUGUCCACCGCGACAUCAAACCCUCUAACCUGUUACUCGGGGACGAUGGCCAUGUGAAGAUCGCAGACUUUGGAGUCAGCAACCAGUUUGAGGGCAACGACGCGUUGCUGUCCAGCACUGCUGGCACUCCGGCUUUUAUGGCCCCAGAGACACUUUCAGAUGCACGAAAGAGCUUCAGUGGAAAAGCGCUGGACGUUUGGGCCAUGGGGGUGACCCUCUACUGCUUCGUCUUUGGAAAGUGUCCCUUCAUCGACGAGUACAUACUGGCUUUGCAUAAUAAGAUACGGACCAAGCCUGUAGAAUUCCCAGAAACGCCCAAAAUCAGUGCAGAGCUGCAGAAUCUGAUCUUACAGAUGUUGGACAAGAACCCCGACAGCAGGAUCAGCAUCCCAGAGAUCAAGAUGGACCCGUGGGUGACCCAGGGAGGUGCUGACCCCCUGCCUCUGGAGGAGGACCACUGCUCUGUGGUAGAGGUGACGGAGGAGGACAUCCAGAACUCCGUCAAAUUCGUUCCCAGCCUCUCUGCAGUGAUCUUGGUGAAGGCCAUGCUGAGAAAGCGCUCCUUCAGUAACCCCUUUGAGUGCCCGAGCCGGCGCGAGGAGAGGUCCAUGUCUGCACCUGGAAGUCUGCUCAUGGACUCGUGGCCCUUCCGGCCCUCUUUUAAACUUCACCCCUCGCUCAGAAAGGCGAGCACGGGCGACGGACCCCGAGAAGGAGAGCUGGAGGACCUGCAUGAAGACGAGCCCUCCUCUUGAGUCCUACGUGUGCAGCGUCCUCUUUAUAUCCACUCACGCCUUCAUUCACAGCUUUUCCUCAAAGUGGUCACGCAGUGCAAACGUGUCAUUCUGCACCUGAAACACAAACUCGAGUUUUUGUUUUGUUUUUGGGGACGCUUGCUUCUGCGCUGUGGAGAUAUUUUAUCUGUGCGAGGAACACGAGCACGUCUGUGGAUCAUCACCGGUUUAUUUUACUGGCCUCAAACUGUAUUAUAGGCAAAGACAGACGAGUUUUUCCCAUCGUGCAUGGCGAAUAUUUAGACCGCAUCUCCAGCCUGUCUGCAGCCGCCUCACAGGAGGAAACAGACGUCAGCAUGUAAAGGACACUGCACUGUCUCCUGAGUGAACUACGAGGCUUUUAUUUCAUCAGUCACUGUAAUGUUGUACAUACGUGUCUUGUGGUAUCUGCUGUGUUAUUGUGAAAACCCUUUAAGCAUAUCUGUGCCAACCUUUACUCUGGAGCACUUCCUGCGCCGCCUUCAGACGCCUCGAUCGAGUGAUCGCAGGGUGACUGCGAGCUGUGUUAAUCUGUGUCCUUCACGCUGCUUCUCCUGAUGCGUCGUCUGUGUCCGUCUGCUGGUUCUUGUUUCUGUGAUGCUGGUGGGUUGGACGUGUUUGCGAUCGAUGGGGAAAAGUUUUUGGAUGGUGAGAAAGUGGAAAAAAAGAUGUUAUUCUGUAUAUGAGCACUGUUCCAAUUGAUACGUUAUUUAUAAUAUUAAUAUAUUGUAAAGUUCUUGGAUGCAGAGCUGAUUUUAAAGCAUAAAUAAUCUGCAUACAAAUGAAUCACUGAGUGCUUUGUAGAAGAAAUCGGAUCACGUUGUACGUUAUUAUAUUAAGAAGCAUCCAAAUCAUUUUAAUGUGAAGUGAUGCAUGUACCUUUACUCUCAGGAAAACUGACCUGCUCUCUUUAAACAAUCUGUCAUGUUGAAGCGCAUUCACAGAAGAGGAAAAUAAGGAAGCUUCAGAGACAAUCAUCAAGUAUCAGAUUUAGUGAUGGUUCCCCUGCAGCUCUGUCUGGUGCUGAACUGUCAUUGUGACGUCAGGCUGCUGCCAGAGAAAGAAAACUCAUCCAGAAGAGCUUCAGGCUGACUUUGGACAGAGAGCAGCAGACGUAGGAGGAGGGGCUGGAGCAGGGCGGGUCCAUCCGAAGCUGAUGGUGUCAUGUUUUUGACUUCAUGUUUUCAUUUUGUUGCUGCUUUUGUUAAUUUGAGCUUUAAGAAAAGGGCCGUGUGUUUGUGUUGGCACAACGUGUCAGUGCAACGGCAAACUGUUCAUUAUAAUAAAUGGGAACAAAUGUAAGAUACAUGCACGCGCCGGCCACAACAUCACUGUUUCCUGUUGACAUCUGCUACACAAGUGAAGAGGAAGAAAAAUAUAAAGCUGUGAACACAGAUUUGUGUUCUCGUGAUUUGAUAACCUGUCAAAGUUGCAACAGUAGAUGCUGACGAUGUGAAUCUGUGCACAUGUGAACCCUCUACACAUGUAGGCGUGGUGGAUUAAAGAAAGAGGCGUGUCCAUUUAAAGGUGCUUGGUUUAAAACGGGGCGUGUCCUGGUGUGUUAACCUGUGAGCAGCGCUGUCCUCCGGCUGGUUGACAGAAGCGCAGCUUCGUUUCCUCCAGUGAAGGAUGCUAGCUCAGGCACGAGGCUGCAAACGGGAUUUCACGCCGUGUUGUUGAGCCGGUGUGUAAUGUCCGCAGGGACAUGACGUCAUAACUGCUUUGACGUCAGUCAUAAACUUUAUCAUCCAUCCUGACGUUCUGAUGUUCAGCUCUAGAUGAAAGACGUGCGCUGCGCACCUUUAAUGAAGGCAACCAAAAAAUGUCACAUGACGUCACCUGUUUGACGUCACCUGUUUAAACGCUCAUCCAUCGCGUUUUUAUUCUGGGUGUCGUUGUGCUGGACGUUUGUCGGGGUCAAAGGUACUUUAUUGUUGUCUUUACAGCUCUCGACCUUUAACCUGUGUUUGUUUAUGACUCUGCUUGUGUUCAAAUUCUUGCACUUUUCCACUUAAAUAUGUGUAAUGUCAUUAUUGUGAGUACUUCUAACUCCGGCCAUUAAACACUGCACAGUGUGUGUGUCCUCCUGUGAAA